Molecule: messenger RNA, 1395 nt
Organism: Penicillium lagena
Lineage: Eukaryota; Fungi; Ascomycota; Eurotiomycetes; Eurotiales; Aspergillaceae
Exons: 4
Coding region: 1-1395 (464 amino acids)
Biological process (GO): amino acid transmembrane transport
Cellular component (GO): vacuolar membrane
Molecular function (GO): amino acid transmembrane transporter activity
Source: RefSeq, a predicted model, not a curated record
AUGUCGUCGGACUCCGAGAAAAAGAAGCGAGAGGAGGCCCUAGGCGCCACAACUUCCGAUAUCGAAAGCUCCUACUCGCGCGAUGCAGUCUUCGGCGAGAUCACAGCCGAGGGUCCCAACUAUCGCAAUGUCGGAUGGCUGGGCACAGCCGUGCUGAUGAUGAAGACCCAGAUCGGUCUCGGCGUCCUCUCCAUCCCCGUCGCCUUCGAUUCGCUGGGGAUCAUCCCCGGCAUAAUCUGUCUCAUCGCCAUUGCGGCCAUCACCACCUGGUCCGACUACAUCAUUGGUGUUUUCAAGCUGCGGCAUCGCGAGGUGUAUGGCAUUGACGACGUGGGCCAGAUGCUCUUUGGGAAAUUUGGGAAAAUUGUUUUCGGGGGUGCUUUUAUUCUCUGGUGGACCUUCGUUGCGGGUUCGGGGAUGCUCGGCAUCAGUAUCGGUCUAAAUGCCGUAUCGACUCAUGCCACUUGCACCGCCGUGUUUGUCGCUGUGGCUGCGGUCGUCACCUGUACUCUGUCGAGUAUUCAGACUCUGGGCCGCAUCUCCUGGCUAGCGUGGGUCGGGUUAACAUGCAUUCUUACAUCCAUCCUCAUCGUGACCAUCGCGGUCGGCGUUCAAGACCGCCCAUCAGCCGCACCGCCAACGGGUGUCUGGGUUUCCGACUACAAGAUUAUAGGUAGCACAACAUUCGUGGAAGCCACAACAGCCCUCUCCACCAUCGUGUUCGCGUACGCCGGCACUCCGGCCUUCUUCUCCAUCGCGUCGGAGAUGCGCGAUCCCCGCCAUUAUGGUCGAUCGCUCAUGGUGUGCCAGUCUGUCGUGACCGUUUUCUACAUUGUAGUUGGAAUCGUGGUCUACUAUUACUGCGGGUCUUAUGUGUCGUCUCCUGCUCUGGGCUCCGCCGGUCCGACGAUGAAGAAAGUCAGCUAUGGCUUUGCGCUGCCGGGCUUGCUGGCUAGUACAUUGAUUUUCAUCCAUCUGCCGGCCAAGUAUAUAUUUGUCCGCGCCCUCCAAGGUUCCAGGCACCUGACUGCCAACACCUUCAUCCACUGGGGAUCCUGGCUCGGCUGCACAAUCGGAAUCUCCCUCUUCGCUUAUAUUAUUGCCAGCGCCAUCCCCGUGUUUGGUGAUCUCGUCUCGCUCGUUGGCGCCUUGCUCGGUACGCCGAUGUGCUUCCAUCCCAUGGCCGGCAUGUGGUUGUACGAUAACUGGACCCAAGGCAAGGUUAUUAGAACGACCCGGUGGACUUUGAUGGUCGGCUGGUGUAUCUUCGUUAUCUUGGCUGGCACUUUCUUGAUGAUUGGGGGGACGUAUGGAUCGAUUGUCAGCAUCAUCGACGACUAUAAGAAGUCCGGGGGUUCGGCUGCUUGGUCGUGUGCUGAUAAUUCUGUUGCUUGA